Molecule: messenger RNA, 1250 nt
Organism: Synchiropus splendidus (mandarinfish)
Lineage: Eukaryota; Metazoa; Chordata; Actinopteri; Syngnathiformes; Callionymidae
Gene: dpm1
Product: dolichyl-phosphate mannosyltransferase subunit 1, catalytic
Exons: 8
Coding region: 36-788 (250 amino acids)
Biological process (GO): protein O-linked glycosylation via mannose; GPI anchor biosynthetic process
Cellular component (GO): endoplasmic reticulum membrane
Molecular function (GO): dolichyl-phosphate beta-D-mannosyltransferase activity
Source: RefSeq, a predicted model, not a curated record
CGCCGAGUUGGCUUCCGUACUCGUCCCACGUCUCCAUGGCGAGCAGAAAGACUUCAAAGCCUCAGAAGACUGAUGGAGACAAAUAUUCUGUUUUACUACCAACUUACAAUGAAAGGGAAAAUCUCCCCCUAAUAAUCUGGCUUUUGGUCAAAUACUUUGGUGAAAGUGGCUACAAAUAUGAGAUUAUUGUGAUUGACGACGGAAGUCCGGACGGGACACUCGCGGUGGCUGAGCAGCUGCAAACUAUUUACGGCGAAGACAAAAUACUUUUACGACCUAGAGCAAAAAAGCUGGGGCUCGGCACUGCCUACAUCCAUGGCAUGAAGCAUGCGUCAGGGAACUUCAUCAUCAUCAUGGAUGCUGAUCUCUCUCAUCACCCAAAAUUCAUUCCUGAAUUUAUCGAGAAGCAGAAGGAAGGCAACUACGACCUGGUCUCUGGUACUCGAUACAGAGGAAGUGGCGGUGUGUAUGGCUGGGACCUUCGGCGGAAACUGAUCAGUCGAGGCGCAAACUUUGUGACUCAAGUGUUGUUGAGACCUGGCGCUUCAGACCUAACUGGGAGCUUCAGAUUGUAUAAAAAGAAGGUGUUGGAGAGUCUGGUCGAGCGCUGUGUUUCCAAGGGUUACGUCUUCCAGAUGGAAAUGAUUGUCCGAGCCAGGCAGCUGAACUACUCCAUUGGAGAAGUUCCCAUAACAUUUGUGGAUCGAGUGUACGGCGAGUCCAAACUGGGCGGUAAUGAGAUUGUGUCGUUUGUGAAAGGACUGCUCACUCUCUUCGCGACCACAUGAUCGGUGACUUUCCUGCCAUCUCUGGGACCAUCCAGCUGAACAAUGAAUAUUGAGUAGCUGUACCACACAGCCAGUGCAGUAGAGUAGCGCAUCAGAGUCACAGUCCAUCAAAGCACAUUUGACCUCUUACUGGAGGACAUCAUGAAGCAGGUGUGCUUUAUAACAACAUAGCUCUUCCUUCCUGGAUCCUUGUUUCUAUUUUUUGUUUUGUUUUUAAGUACAACAAAGAAGGAAUAUGGAGUGGAGCAGCACUGAACCAGUGGCAUGUCUCUCCAGUUACAGCCCCUCGAAUGUUUCGAUCCACCAAGUCCCUCCUUUUUUUCCCCAAAACUAAGAGCUUCAGUUCUUAACAUGGAGUGUUCUCUCACUCCCACCACUCAAUUCCAACUUGCUAUUGUUGAUUGAAAGAGUGAAUUUCUGUUUAUGUUGUGCAUUUCCAAUAAAAAAAUAAAAUAAAAUUAG